Molecule: messenger RNA, 3123 nt
Organism: Miniopterus natalensis
Lineage: Eukaryota; Metazoa; Chordata; Mammalia; Chiroptera; Miniopteridae
Source: RefSeq, a predicted model, not a curated record
AUGUGUGGUGGAAAUAAUGAACGAGUGCCUCCAAUUCAGUGUUACUACAUUGUCAUCAGCUCCACGCAUCUCAGCAACGGGCACUUUCGCAACAUCAAGGGAGUUUUCCGGGGCCCUCUCGGCAAGAACGGGAACAAAACUCUGGAUUAUGCUGAGAAGGAGAACACCAUAGCAAAAGCUCUAGAAGACCUGAAGGCCAAUUUUUACUGUGAACUCUGUGACAAGCAGUAUUAUAAGCAUCAGGAGUUUGAUAAUCACAUUAAUUCAUACGACCAUGCUCACAAACAGAGGCUUAAAGAACUGAAACAAAGGGAAUUUGCUCGAAAUGUAGCAUCUAAAUCCAGGAAAGAUGAAAGAAAACAGGAAAAGGCACUCCAACGCCUGCACAAGCUGGCCGAAUUAAGAAAAGAAACUGUAUGUGCUCCUGGAAGUGGCCCCAUGUUCAAGUCAACAACUGUUACUGUGAGAGAAAAUUGUAGUGAAAUUUCCCAAAGAGUUGUUGUGGAUUCAGUGAAUAACCAGGAAGAGUCCAAACAUACUUUGAUUCGUAGUGCAGAGAGUGCUAAAGAUGUUACCACUGUUGCUGCAGAUCCAGAAAGCGCAAAUAAUUAUACAAAAAGUCAUCAACUUGGAGAUCGAGCACAAGGAAUCCACAGACACAAAGUUGGCUUUUCUUUUGCGUUUCCGAAGAAAGCAUCGGUGAAGCUGGAGUCCUCCGCCUCAGCCUUCUCUGAGUUCAGUGAUGACGCCUCUGUGGAAAAAGGACUUGGCAGAAGAAGGAGAUUUGUCCCUGGUACUUGUCAUCUCCAACUGUCUUCACCAACGGAUGACCUUUUGAGUCCCGAGGAGAAAGUUACCUCUUUUCAUCCACCGGAGGGAAUGUGCACUUACAAAGAAACAGCUCAAACUCAAGAAAUGAAAGAAGUUUCUUGUGAAAAAGGUACAUUUUCAUUACCUUCAUUUUGCCAGUUUCAACUCCCUUUAUCUUCUGAUGCAGAUAAUUGUCAAAGUUCAGUCCCAUUAGCAGAUCAAAUACCACUGGAAAAUGCUGCUAUUAAUGAAGACAUUUCUGUGAGUGAUAACAGCCCUGAGUUGUUAGGAAAUAAAUGCACAGUUCUCAAUAGGGCUAAUGACUGCAUAUCUUUGCAAGCUACCCCAGAGGAAAAUGCUAAGGACAAUGAUGCAGCCACAGUUGAAGUUGAAAACAAAAAUCCUGAGAUGUUGGCCCCUUCAAAUUCUGAAGAGGAUAAUAUAACCUUACAUAAAAAAAAAGAUUUCUAUAAAAGACCCUGUGAGCCAUUCGUACCUGUACUUAACAAAGACGGAUCCACAGUUCUUCAGUGGCCAUCAGAAAUGCUGAUUUACACGGCUGCUCAACCAUCAAUUUCCUAUAGCUGUAAUCCUCUCUGUUUUGAUUUUAAGUCCAGUAAAUUAAACAACAAUCUAGAUAAAAAGAAGCUGCCCUUAAAUGACCUUUAUUCGCAGCAGAAGGAAGAAGGCAUUUGCAAGAGGCCAGUUUUGGAUUGCAAGGACAGAUCUAUUGCAGGACUCACAGAACAUGACACUGAAGGUAGCAGGAAUGAACCCACUCAAGUCACUCCUCUUUUGGCUGAAGAUAUUUGCUCCGAUAGUUGUGACUCUGGAAAACAUGAGAAUACAGGUCAGAGGCAUAAAAACGUUUCCCCUAGAAGCAGAAAAACAAAAAGAUAUAAUUUUAUUAAAAAGCAAAUAAAACAGAAUACUCAUGAGAAAUAUGGCAAAACAAGGUGGAAAGAUACGCAUGAGCACUGGUUCCAUAAAAGCAGAAGAAAGAAAAAGAGAAGGACGUUAUGUCACCAUCAUCACCGGGAGAAAACCAAAGAGUCAAAAACGCACUUCAAAAUGGAAACAGAAAAUAGUUGCACUGAUACGACUAGGGAAAACCUACUGGAAACAGCUUCAGAAAAGCAGGAUGUAGCUGUAGAGCAAUUAUUGGACUCACAUCAGUUACCUGAUAAAAAGCCCAAGACAGCAUGUAUGUUCUUAGGUGAAAGUGAAGACAUGUGUAAAACCUGGAGCACCGAGUGCAGUGAUAAUGACAAUAUCAGUUCUGAAAAUCCCUGCGCAAAGAACUCGAUGGUUUCAGAUGGACGGUCCGGUCCUACGACGCUGCAGCCCGGGAAACAUGAUUUAGCACACCCCAGAACUUGCUGUCGUUGUCGAGCCAAAACGUCCAGCUGCAGCGAGGACCACAGAUGCCUCGUUCUUCAGAAGGACCUGCAAUGCAGGCCUCCCAGCCAGGCUGUCAAGAGAGGUUAUCAUUCCCUCGUUAAUGAAUCGGAGAGGUUUUACCGAAAACGCAGGCCGCAUUCUCAUUCUUAUUUUUCCGAGGAAAGUGUUAAUCCACAGAAUGAUCCACCCGAGGAAGGCUGGGGGCCACCACGCGCCUCCGCUCCCUUGAGGCCUAGAAGGAGACGAAGGAGGAAAAGAAGCAGGUUGCACGCCAGGCCUGAAGCUCUGGAGCUCAGGGAAAACGCAGGCUCUCCCCCGACAGGCAGCUCUUCCUCGGGUCACCAGGCCGAGUCCGCGAGCGAAGGCCAGAGACAGGAAACAGGGCCCCAAGAGGCUGCAGCUGUGGAAGGGAACGCAGGCGCCCCGGCCGAGGAAGGCCUUGACCGCACCUUGCUCGAACGCAAAGAAAGCGGCGAGACCGCACAUCUUCGCGAGGAGCAAACUCCCCCCAAGGUGCCUGCUGUGGAAAAGGCCUCCCGACAGCCGCGAGCCCAGGCGUGCUUCUGCCGCUACGAGCUGGCCGAGGCCCUUCCGCACGGAAAGGCGAACGAGGCGCCCGCCGAGUGGCUGCGCUUCAGCUCGGGACUGCUGAGCUCACCGCCGCCGCUGCCCUUCAGGGAAGCGCACGCCGGCGGGCACGCCUUCGUCGCGACCGAGCAAGUCCUGGCCCCGCUGGCCUUCCCCGAGCAGGCCUUGCUGAUCCCGGUGGAGAGCCACGACCGGUUCAAGGGCCUGCCCUGCGACGUCUACCCGCACAUCCUGCCGCCCGGCGCGCUGGCCCGCAAGCUCACGCUCGCCUUCCCCUUCCCCGCGGCCCUGGCGGCCCCCGGCCCAGCCCCGCAGCCUUCGCCC